This is a messenger RNA of Peromyscus californicus insignis, 727 nucleotides long. RefSeq names its product RNA guanine-7 methyltransferase activating subunit (gene Ramac). NCBI's taxonomy places the organism in Eukaryota, Metazoa, Chordata, Mammalia, Rodentia, Cricetidae. The coding region runs from base 177 to 533 and encodes 118 amino acids. Gene Ontology annotation, molecular function: RNA binding. The record is from RefSeq and is a predicted model, not a curated record. The transcript is spliced from 3 exons. Gene Ontology annotation, biological process: RNA 5'-cap (guanine-N7)-methylation.
CGGCGGAGGGAACGGGGAGGCUGGAGCCGGGGGCCCCGCGGUCUGGAGGCGGUGGAGCCCCGAAGUCGCUCCUCCUCCGAGCCGCUUUCCCCUCGGGUCUGCUCUUUACGGGGCUUCUGGAAGGAGCCGCUGUGUCGAAGCCGUUGUAAGAUCCUAAAACUGUACAGAAUUUCACGAUGAGUGAUACUUCUGAAGUGAUUCCAGAUUUUGAAGAGAUGUUUGCAAGCAGAUUCACACAAGAUGACAAAGAGUACCAAGAAUACUUGAAACGUCCUCCUGAAUCUCCCCCAAUUGUUGAGGAAUGGAAUAGCAGAGCCGGUGGUAACCAAAGAAAUCGAGGCAACUGGCUGCAAGAUAACAGACAGUUUAGAGGUAGGGAUAACAGACGAGGAUGGCCAAGUGACAAUCGAUCAAAUCAGUGGCAUGGACGGUCAUGGGGAAACAAUUACCCACCGCAGAGACAAGAGCCUUACUAUCAACAACAAUACGGACAAUAUGGUCACAACCAGCGGCCUCCAUAUAGUUACUACUGACGGACAUGUUACGGCUCUUAACAGAAGACCGUUCAUUUUAAUAAUGUGUUAAACGUUUGGUUGUCUUCUUUUGGUCAUAGUUUUUCAUUCUGUUUUACAGAAUGGGUUGUUAAUUGUUUAGAACUUGAGACUUGAAUAAAAUUGAUCUUGCUAGAGAUGUGAUGAUUGGUGGUAAUAAAGUGGAUUAUAUAUGA